AUGGAAAAUAAAAAGAAAGACAAGGACAAAUCAGAUGAUAGAAUGGCACGACCUAGUGGUCGGUUGGGACAUAACACUCGAGGAACUGGUUCUUCAUCCUCUGGAGUUUUAAUGGUUGGACCUAACUUUAGAGUUGGAAAAAAAAUUGGAUGUGGGAAUUUUGGAGAACUACGAUUAGGGAAAAAUUUGUAUACAAAUGAAUAUGUGGCCAUUAAAUUGGAGCCCAUGAAAUCCAGAGCACCACAGCUACAUUUGGAAUACAGAUUCUACAAGCAGUUAGGAUCUGGAGAUGGUAUACCUCAAGUUUACUAUUUUGGCCCUUGUGGUAAAUACAACGCUAUGGUGCUGGAACUACUGGGACCUAGUUUGGAAGAUUUGUUUGAUUUGUGUGACAGAACAUUUUCUCUUAAAACGGUUCUCAUGAUAGCUAUCCAACUGAUUUCUCGCAUGGAAUAUGUCCAUUCAAAGAACUUGAUAUACAGAGAUGUAAAACCUGAGAACUUCUUAAUAGGCCGGCCGGGAAACAAAACCCAGCAAGUUAUUCAUAUUAUAGAUUUUGGUUUGGCAAAGGAAUAUAUUGAUCCAGAGACAAAGAAACACAUACCAUACAGAGAACACAAGAGCCUUACAGGAACAGCUAGAUAUAUGAGCAUAAAUACACAUUUAGGGAAAGAACAAAGUAGAAGAGAUGACUUAGAAGCGUUAGGUCACAUGUUCAUGUAUUUUCUGAGAGGCAGUCUUCCUUGGCAAGGUUUAAAGGCUGACACAUUAAAAGAGAGGUAUCAGAAAAUUGGAGAUACAAAACGAGCCACACCAAUAGAAGUGUUAUGUGAAAAUUUUCCAGAAGAAAUGGCAACAUAUCUUCGUUAUGUAAGAAGGCUAGAUUUUUUUGAAAAACCAGAUUAUGACUACCUAAGGAAACUUUUUACUGACUUGUUUGAUCGAAAAGGAUAUAUGUUUGAUUAUGAAUAUGACUGGAUUGGUAAACAGUUGCCUACUCCAGUGGGUGCAGUUCAACAAGAUCCUGCUCUGUCAUCAAACAGAGAAGCACAUCCACACAGAGAUAAGAUACAAUCCAAAAAUCAGUCGACAGACCACAGGGCAGCUUGGGACUCCCAGCAGGCAAAUCCCCAUCAUUUGAGAGCUCACCUUGCAGCAGACAGACAUGGUGGCUCGGUACAGGUUGUAAGUUCUACAAAUGGAGAAUUAAACACAGAUGACCCUACUGCAGGACGUUCAAACGCACCCAUCACAGCCCCUACAGAAGUAGAGGUGAUGGAUGAAACCAACUGCCAGAAAGUGUUGAACAUGUGGUGCUGCUGUUUUUUCAAACGAAGGAAAAGGAAAACCAUACAGCGCCACAAAUGACUCUGGACACAGACAGAUCAUGGGGAGUUACUUAUGUGUUCAUCUGCUGUCUUGUGAUUAAAAUCAUCUCUGUAGUGACCACAUAUAUUUUCAAGGACUCACUCUUAGAAACAAAAAUGUCAUACUUUCAUACUUCAUUUUGUGGUUGUCUUACAGUCAUUUUUUUUUCUCCUAAUUUAACUUUUAUGGAAGCUUUAAAGUUUUGUCGAAACAUGAGUGCUUUGCCCAUCAGUGAAUGGAAUGGACCAAUGAGGUGGUAUUGAUGACUUACACAGUUCUAUAGAAUAUUUUUCAGAAGCUCUCCUCAAGUUAUAGAAAGCAGUACAGUAUCUGAAAUGUCAACCAGUUAUAUACCUAACCUGGUUUUUUUUUUGUAACUUCUGUAAGAGCAUAAUCAAACAGGAAUUUUCUCCCGGUGGAUAA
Budorcas taxicolor (takin) is the source of this 1791-nucleotide messenger RNA. It is a transcript of the gene CSNK1G3, whose product is annotated as casein kinase 1 gamma 3. The transcript is spliced from 13 exons. The coding region runs from base 1 to 1368 and encodes 455 amino acids. Gene Ontology annotation, molecular function: ATP binding; protein serine/threonine kinase activity. The record is from RefSeq and is a predicted model, not a curated record. Gene Ontology annotation, biological process: signal transduction; endocytosis; peptidyl-serine phosphorylation. Gene Ontology annotation, cellular component: nucleus; cytoplasm; plasma membrane. Lineage: Eukaryota; Metazoa; Chordata; Mammalia; Artiodactyla; Bovidae.